Python bivittatus (Burmese python) is the source of this 6907-nucleotide messenger RNA. The record is from RefSeq and is a predicted model, not a curated record. NCBI's taxonomy places the organism in Eukaryota, Metazoa, Chordata, Lepidosauria, Squamata, Pythonidae.
GCAGAGAAAGUCGGAAGUGUGUUGGAUGGUGAUGACGGCGGUGGUUGUUCCUUUCGGAGAAAGAAGCAAGGCGGUGCAGGGGUAGAGUAACAGUGAGUCGCGUGCAGCUCGGCGGUCGUCGCGGUGAGAGGAAAAGGUCAUGCAGUAUGGAAAAUCCUACUUUUGAAGAGGUCAAGCACAUCACAUUUUAUAGUCCUUAUAUCAGACCAUGUUGUGAAUUGAUGCGUGGAACAUUUCAUGAAUAUUCUCCAAAGAAAUAUAAACCAGGUGAUAUCUGCAAAAUGUGGUGCAGCAUACCUGUUCUUCAGCUGCACAAAUACUGCGAUAUAAUUAAAAUAUGCACCUUUAGACCACUUUUGUUUGUACCUAUACGUGAUCCCACUAAGAAGUGCCAUGAUCUCAGCUGUCAAUUUGAUGAGCUAAAUUUGGAGAAACUCUAUCAAAUUGAGACUUUAGAAGAUGUUACUGAUAUAGUCAAAAAAUUUGCAGAUAAUCAACUUUUCAUCAGUGGAAUAUUGACAACUGAAACUGAUAUAGACAACGGAAUAUUGAGUACUUCUGAAGUUUUUGACUGGAUCAAAUAUGUGGAUGACGUUGGCAUUUUACAGAAGUUAGGGAAACUUGGAGAUUAUUGUUGGUCUUUCCUCAAACUGUUCUUUUUUGCGUAUAAGUAUUAUAUAAGUAAAGUUAUUUUGGAGGACUACAAUUUAGUAGAAGCCUUUGAAUCUUAUUAUUGUGACAACUGUAUGAUGAACAGUGAAAGUAUGAAAAAGAGGGGAAAUGAAGCCUUUGCUAAGGGGAAAUUUGAUACUGCAGUCACUUUCUAUACAAAAGCUAUAGAACUGUGGCCUGAAAAUCACCUUCUUUAUGGCAAUCGGGCUCUCUGUUUUCUCCGAACUGGACAGUAUCAGAAAGCCUUGUGUGAUGGGAAGAGAGCCAUUAUUUUGAAGCCCUGCUGGCCUAAGGGGCAUUAUCGAUUUUGUGAUGCUUUAUCAUUCUUGGGUGAGCACAGAAAAGCAUUAGAAGCCAAUGAGAGAGGUCAGGACCUGUGCAGAGAGAAUCCUGAAGGAGUUAAAGGACUUAUUGAGCAAUAUGAGAAGCUGAAGAAGCAAAUGGAAGAAGCUAGAGGUGUAAAACAAAAUAAAUACAGACUAAAGAAACAACUGUUGCAGAAAAAUGAUUCCAUUAGUUCUUCAGAAUAUGUCCCAGUUGAUAACCAAGAAUCAAAGAAAUCUCACAAUGAAAAGAAAAAACUGUCUGAUUCUCAUGACCAUCCUUGCCAGCAGAAACAAACAAAUGUGGUUGGAAAUACACAAACUAGAGAAAAUGCAGAUCAUUUAUCAGUUUUUACAAUAGGACUGAGUGAAAAUCCACAGAAGCAAAGAAGCCAAAUGGAUGAUUCUGAGAAGAUGAAAGAACAACUGAAUUUGAAAACUGAUUCUAAAAAAGUUGUAGAUAAAUACAACUUUCACUGUGGAAAUAUGCAACAGGUGGAUAUAAUACUUUCACUAGAAAUGUUGAAGACAUAUAUGAAAAAUGGAUCAACAUCUUUAAUGGAUCAAUGCUUUCACAGUGCUGAACAAUCAUUUGCAUUAUCAUUAAAUAUGCUAGAUCCGUCCCAACUACAGCUUCUGAACCUUGCUCUUGUUGAUUAUGUUGUGAUCAUGUACGGAUAUGCCAGUGCUCUCCUUGGAAUAGGACAGCCUGAGGAACUAAGCAAAGCCAAAAAUCAUUUUAAUAAAAUAAUUGAGCAAUAUCCAAAAGUGAGAUUCAAUUGCUUAGCACAUUAUGGAAUUGGAAAAGUAUAUUUGAGACAAAAUAGAUUUUCUGAAGCUCUAGACCAAUUCAUGAAAUCAAAAACCAUGGUUAAUCUUAAGAUUGUGCCUGGAGUACUAACAUGGCCUACAACUUCAGAAGUUAUCAAAGAGACAAGGUCAGAGAGAUUACAAGUUAUAUUGGAAGAUUGUAUUGCAGAAUGCAAGUUUCCUCCAAAACCAAAUGCAGUAUGUCGUUACCAGCAAUGCCAAGCGCAUAAAGUCAAAAUAUAUUUUAGUGACCCGGAUUUCAAGGGUUUUAUACGUGUGGCCUGCUGUGAACAGUGUAUAGUAGAAUUUCAUUUAAAUUGCUGGAAAAAAGUGAAAGCUACAAGAUAUUGUGAUAAAAAUGAUAAGGAUAUUCUUCAAGAGAUGUGUUUCACUCCAGACUGUAGAGGCCUUAUUUCUAAAAUCAUUGUCUUCAGUUCUUCUGGUAUUGUCAAAUGUGAGUUUGAACAUAAAAUAACGACCAAGAAUCCUCCAAGGCCUAUUCUAAAGCAGAAAUGCUCAAGUUUUAGGAAGUUACAAGUAAAACAGGAGAAAAAAUUAAGAAGAAAAUUUAUAAAAGAAGCAGUCUCCUUAACAGAACUUGCAGAAGUAUUUCACAGAAGCAACGCUGUGGCGAAAGAUGAUAGCCGUAAAGGAAAUAUUCCGAAGAAUUUUUUUGUUGGGGAUACAGUCCUGCAACUUAUUGGACAGUAUGCAGUGAAUAUACAAGGUGGUAUACGUGAUGCCUUCAGACUUCUGACUGAAUUGAUUUCAUGGUGGGUACUUACUGAAGAGGAUUAUGCACUCUUUUCAACAAGUUGUCUAUCAUCAGCUGAAGUAAUGGACCAGCUCAUAAGCUUUUUAAUUGCUAAAAAUAAUAGAGUGAAGACAAGAAUUUUUGUACAUGUUGUAAGUGAACUUGAAGAAGUGGAUCCUAAACUACAUGGUUGGAUGAAACAUCUUGAUAAUAAUGGUUUAAAAGCUACCAAAAUUUUUCUCUCGGAAUAUACAACUUACAUUUUACAGCUUGAUUUUAGUUCAGUAGCAGUCCUCUGGAAUGAGAGAUAUGGUAUUAAGCUCAGCAGGACAUUCACCUGCAUAUCUGAAGAUAUGACUGAAAAGCUAAAAUACUUAGACGAGUUCUCGUUUAUGGAAAUUCGCUGUUUACUGUGGCUAUUAGAAGAAAACAGACAGUGUUUCCCAUUUCUUCAUCAAUGUUUAGAUGACUAUUUUGAUAACCUGGAUAAUCCUUUUAUUGUGUUAAAGAAGGAAUAUACUGAAACUACUUCAAAUAAUGCUAUCAAAGUUAAAAACAAAAACCGAAAAAAGACAAAAGAAUCCAAGGCUAUUUUUGUUUUGUCUGGUGGAGUUGGUACAGUAACUCAAGAAGAAGAUAAUAUAUUUUCUGAAGAAAAUACAUUAAGUUUUAUGAAUCCACAUGAGCCUUUUAGAAUCCCAGAUGGUCUUCAUGAACAAGUGAUGAUAUUUGAAGCAUUAUAUAAUACUGCUUCUUCUAACAACAGUUAUCAGAAAAUUUUGGACCAUUACCCAGAUCCAACUUGUGAAAGCUUAUAUGACUAUUUUUCUCAAAUCUUGGAAGAACAUGGUCCCAUGGAAAUUGAUAAUCCACUAUUAGUUGGGGAAUAUGAACAUUUUCCUGCAGACACUCGUAAGAUAGUGGAGAAUGCUGGUGGUCUGAAAUCUUUUCUCCUAGGAUCUCUACGUUUUGCUAUGAUGGAUGAUCUUAUUGGAUUGAUGAAACAUGCAGUUAUGCUGCAGGAAAAUGCAGGACUCACUGGAAUUGAUGAAAACACUAAAAAUCAAGAAAAUUAUUCAGAAGGCCUGUAUUGUCAAGAAAACAAUAUCCAUAGCAAAUCCAGUUUAAACCCAACUGCUAAGGAAUUUAAGCCUGUCUCUUUCAUUAAUAAGCCUUAUAUUCCAGUAUCUACAAAUACUUUAGAAUAUGUGACUACUAGCCCCUCCUCAUUUAGUCCUUUUGCUUCCUCAUAUUCCUUUUCUAGUCAGACAACUGACACUGUGCCUGUGGCAAAUGUAUCUUUGUCUCCAACUGUAGCUGAAAGUCAUGCAAUAUUUCUGAAUGAAAUUGGUUCAGAAUAUGUAAAUGAGAGACUGUCUCCAGUUUUUACUCAAGUGCCACUUAUGCCAGAUAUUUUUGAGCAAACAAAUUAUAUAUAUGCAGAUUAUAAUCUUGAUACUGAUCCAGAAGAAAUGACACGCAGCAAGUAUACUGUUGAUAAAUUUACUACAGCUGAUCAAGUACAUGCUUUUCAGAACACUCCAUGCAUAGCAGUGAAGUCGGGCAUUCACACUUGCAAAGAUAAUCCUGACCAGGUUGAGGAUCAUCAUUGUAAUGAUGCUGAAUGUGGUUCUGUUACCAAAAUAAAAACAGAGAAUAAAUCUCUAGCAAGAAACCAUCCCCAUUCAAGGAUGAUUGCUAUACAGGUAGAUCAAGAACUAACAGAUGUGGGAGUUAAUACUUCACCUCUUCAUCCUUAUGAAACCCAACAAGGAGAUAUGUUGCGUAUGGAGAAAGAACAUCACGUACUACAAGAACAACUUAAAGAAGCAAGUGAAAAAUAUGAACAACUUAAAUGUCGAAGCUCCAAAGAGACCAGUAUUUUAGAGGAGGAGUUAUUACUACUUGUUGAAGGAAACAAGCUCAGCAAGAGAGAAUUGGAUUGGUUUCAUCAAGAUGCAGAAGUGAACUUUAAAAAAUGGCAACAAGAAAAAAAAGAAAAUCAAGAAGGAUUAAAAGCAGGGAAAAAUAAAGUCAGGAAGCUAGUAGAAACCAAUGAAAUAUAUAUGAGAAAUAUUGAUGAGAAGGAUAAACAGUACAAAGCAUAUUUGGAUGAAUUUCUGGAGAUCAGUAAUAAGUUUGAAUGUGAAAAAGUAAAAAUGGAGGAACUUAUAAAGAAGAGCCAGGAUUACCAGCAAGAAUGUGUUGAAAGAGCAAUAGCAGCAGAGGUGUCAGUACUUGAAAACUGGAAAGAGAUGGAAUUAUAUAAAUUAUGCAGAAGGUCAGCAAAUGCCAAAGCCAAUCUUAAAUAUCUAAAAUUCAUGACCAGUCAUUCUGCAAGGCCUCAGUCAAAGUUACAGAUUGAUUCUUGGGAGUCAUUUAUUUCCAAAAUUGGGGAAGAAAAGAAAAAAAUAGAGAGUCAGUUUGAAGAGAGGAUUUGUAUAGUAAAAAAUGGUGCUCUUCUAAAUAAUAUCACCCCAGUGGAAACUGCAGAUCUUCAGCCACCUAAUGGUUUGUCAUCAGCAGCUCCUGAGAAGUCUCCUAUUAAUGACCCAGCCAUCAUAAUGUAUUCAGCUGCUGCUCCACAUCUGUUUGCUUCAUUUUCAGACGUUAAUGACAAUUACCCCUUACCUUCCAAAGUUAAAACUCACCCUGGCAAUCAAGAUUCAGAGCCUCCUUCCAAUAAAGACGUUGGAGAACUACCUUCUGAAUGCAGACGAAACUCACUUUCUGAUAAAGUAUGUCUGCCUCAAUCACCAGGGAAUUCCAGAAGACAUAUUCAGAAUGUCCAGCUACAGCACAGCAUUCUAGAGGAACCAACAGGAGCUGCAGGACUGGACUAUGCCGCAGUUCUAAGCAAACCAAUUCUCACAAAGCUAUCUGAAAAUAUCAUUGACCAACUUAGAACUAUAUUUCCACACCAUACAAGUUCAGAUUUGGAAAAUUUUAUAAAAGAAAUCAAUGUCAAGAAUAGAAACAAGUUGAGCACAGAUGAGUUCCUAAACAGGGUAACUGAAUUUAUCCUGGAUCAUCCAAACACAAAAAAGGUUCUUUCCUCUUCUGGAAAAAAUGAAAAGUUAUCCUCUUGUUCUUCAGGACAAAAUGGAAGUCAUAUUCAGAAAGUAUUAAAGACAUUGGGACAAAGCAAAACAAAGUCUAGAGUUGCUAAUGAAGGCAAAAAUAAAACUAGCCUUCCACUUCAAUCAAAUCAGAUGCCAUGGAAAACUGUUGGUGAAACAUCAAAAUCAAAGUGGAAAAAAUCAAAUGAUGCCACUGAUAAUGAUCCAUGUGUAAUAUGUCAUGAAGAACUAACUUCAAGUCUGUUGCAUGUGCUGGACUGUGGACACAGAUUUCACAAACUGUGUAUUGGGCCAUGGAUUAAGGAGCACAGUACAUGUCCAACAUGUCGGCGUCACAUACUUUUGCGAGAAGAUUAUCCUGAGCUUCCUGGAAGAAACAGAACAACUUAAAAUAAUGCGAUAUACAGAUUAGCAAGAAUGAUAUUCAGAUUAUUUAGAAUCAUGAUACUAAAAAUUUAUAUAUAACCUGUUCCUGUUAUUUCCAGAAUAUUACAUGUUAAAUUAUCCCUUUGUAGCCUGAGGAAAGCAUAUACGUAAUGCUAGUCCUGCCAUUUCCAAUCAGUCAAGAUGUGUAGUCAAACGUUAUAUAUCCUAUGUUGUUAAUCUGUGUCCACACUUUUGGCAGAGAUAUGUAAUUUACAUACCUAAGCAUUAGCUACCUUUGUUAUAUCAUAGCAGAGCAGUUCAAAAAGUUAAUACAAAAUAUACCUACUAAAUGUUGUCCCUUUAAAUAAAAAACAUAUUAAUAAAAUUAUAAUGUAGAAUACAGAUUUGUCUAGCUUUUCUAGCUACAGCUGUUGUGACUUUAACCUCAUAUCGUGGAUUGGUUAUUAGCAACCAAUGAUAUUCAAUACAUUUGGAGCCAGAUUCUUUUUAACUUUCACAGAUGCCCCCUCUUUAGAAAGUAGUCUAGUUCACAAAUUGUUUUAGGGUAUAAUCAAUAAACCAUGAUUUUAAAAGUCAUUAUUUAAUGUGAUGUGUGAGUGUGCUAGAAGUGAAAACUUCGGAUGUACCUUCUAAUCUAUCAAAAAAAAAUCCUUACAAAAAUAGAUUAAUCUGCCUUUAUAUUCUUGAUAUAUAUUAAGUACAAAACCAAAGCAGAAUGCUUGAAAUUUAAGUAGAAAUAUUUAUGUAAUAGCAGAACUUGGGUAGCGCUAUGAGGGACAGACUGACUUUUUGACACUUAGGUUAUGUUCGCACAUGUGGAGUCCUUGGUGCUGUCUGAGCUUGGUUGUUUACUUGCAGACAUUGCAGACAUUAUCAACUAG